Molecule: messenger RNA, 1267 nt
Organism: Rhodamnia argentea
Lineage: Eukaryota; Viridiplantae; Streptophyta; Magnoliopsida; Myrtales; Myrtaceae
Product: F-box/kelch-repeat protein At1g80440-like
Exons: 1
Coding region: 125-1195 (356 amino acids)
Biological process (GO): negative regulation of cytokinin-activated signaling pathway; regulation of phenylpropanoid metabolic process
Molecular function (GO): protein binding
Source: RefSeq, a predicted model, not a curated record
AGCAAACAUCGUAUCCCUUCGUGAAAACCAAGACACUCGAGCAACUCUCCAAUUCAUCUGACUACUGGAUUUCCCUCAUCUUCUUGCCCGAAGAUCGCCAUCUUGCUUCAUUCUUCGUUAACACAUGGAGUUGAUUCCGGGUCUACCGGACGACAUAGCCCGAGAAUGCUUGAUCCGAGUCCCCUAUGCCGGAUUCCCCGCCAUGGCGUCCGCGUGCAAGGGGUGGAAGGCUGAGAUCGAACUUCCCCAGUUUCGGUCGCAUCGCAAAUCCGCGGGUUACAGCCAAACGAUCUUGGUCAUGGCUCAAGCCGUGCUCGACCCAGCCCGGAGCAUCGGAUUCGCGAACCUUUGCCACGUCCCGGUUUACCGCCUGACCACUUUCGAGCCGGUCUCCGGUUCUUGGAGUGAGUUGCCGCCGCCUCCCGAGUUCUCCAGGGGCUUCCCCAUGUUUUGUCAGUUAGCCGCCGCUGGGUCGGACCUUGUUGUGAUUGGCGGGCUCGAUCCGGUUUCGUGGGAGGCCUCGAGUUCGGUCUACAUCUACAGCUUCAUAACCGCCACAUGGCGGCGCGGGGCCGACAUGCCGGGCGUACGACGCUCGUUCUUCGGCUGCGCGUCAGAUGGCGACGGCAUGGUGUUCGUCGCCGGAGGUCACGACGGGGAGAAGAACGCGCUUAGGUCUGCAGUGGCGUACCUCGUGGGGAGAGACGAGUGGGCAGCUUUGCCCGACAUGGCGAGGGAGCGCGACGAGUGCAAGGGGAUCUUCCACGGUGGCAAGUUCCACGUUAUCGGCGGCUAUGGCACCGAGACGCAGGGGAGGUUCGAGAAGAGCUGCGAGGCCUUCGACGCCGCGACGAGGCAGUGGGGCCCGGUGCGGGAGGACGCGUUGACGGCGGGCACCUGCCCGAGGAGCUGCGUGGACGGCGACGGGGACGAUCACUUUUACAUGUGCAAGGACGGCGAUGUGUUGGCGCUUAGAGGAUCCACGUGGCGGGUGGAGGCUAAAAUACCCGGUGACGUGUGCAAUCCCAGUCACGUGACAAAGUGGCAAGGGAAGUUACUGGUGAUUGGGUCUCCGACAACCGGCGAGCCUCAAGAGGCUUACGUGUUGGACCUGAGGACGUGUGCUUGGACAAACGUGGAGUUGCCAGAAAAGUUUUCCGGUCAUGUUCAAGUUGGCUGUUGUGUGGAGAUUUAAGAGGAACAAGACUCGGAAAUAAAAAGCUUGGUGUGUACAGAUUCUAAUAUGACAUUACUCUUUAAUAUGUCA